This is a messenger RNA of Lottia gigantea (owl limpet), 1696 nucleotides long. RefSeq lists its product as hypothetical. The record is from RefSeq and is a predicted model, not a curated record. Lineage: Eukaryota; Metazoa; Mollusca; Gastropoda; Lottiidae. Gene Ontology annotation, biological process: N-glycan processing. The coding region runs from base 35 to 1651 and encodes 538 amino acids. The transcript is spliced from 16 exons. Gene Ontology annotation, cellular component: glucosidase II complex.
AGACAAGAGUGUCUUACGCUAGAAUCUUAAAAAGAUGACGGAAAAAGCAAUUAUAUUGGCGUUGUGUUUGCUGUACUAUUUUGUCCCCGAUGCCCAUUGUGGCAUCGAUCGACCACGGGGUGUACCAGCAUCCAAGGCAUCAUAUUAUAAACCUGGAGAAACAUUUAAAUGUAUAACUGACGGUAAAACUAUACCAUUUGAGUAUAUUAAUGAUGAUUAUUGUGAUUGUGAUGAUGGCUCAGAUGAACCGGGAACGUCUGCCUGUCCUAUGAUGAUGUUUUAUUGUGAAAACAAGGGACAUAAACCAGAGUAUAUUUUAUCAUCUAGAUAUAAUGAUGGUAUAUGUGAUUGCUGUGAUGGUUCUGAUGAAUUCGGAGGUGAAAAAAUUCAAUGUCAAAACUUUUGCGAAGAAAUUGGGCGUAAAGAUAGAGAAGAUAGAGAAAGAUUAAUACUAUUACAAACAGAGGGUUUUAAAGUCAAAUUAAGUUAUAUACAACUAGGUCAGAGCCUGCAACAGGAGAAAAAGGCAAGACUAACUGAGAUUGCAAGUGAAAAAGACACAUAUGAAAAAUUAAAAACAGAUUUAGAAGCCAAGAAAAAUGAAGCUGAAGCUCCUGAGAAAGAAGCUAAAGAAAAACAUGAAAAAGCCUGGGAAGAAGAAAAAGAGAAAAAGAAGGCAGUUAAGGAAAGAGAAACAGCUCUAAUGGCUUUUGAUGAAAUUGAUGCUAAUGAUGAUCAACAUGUUGAAAUUCACGAAAUGUUGUUACAUCCAGAGUUUGAUAUAGAUUCUGAUGGUACAGUUAGUCAUGAUGAAGCUAAGGAAUAUCUAGAAGAGUUGGAAAGAGCUGGUCAAGAUGAAUUCUUAGAAAAGAUCUGGCCAAAUAUAAAAGAGAUAUUUAAAAGUAAAAAGUUUAGUGAUGAUGUGAAAGAAGUGGAAACUACUGAGAGUACAACAGAACAGAAAGAACCUGAGGUAAAACCUCAACCAAAAAGGGAUAAUUGGGCAAAACAUGAGUAUGGGGAUGAUGAUGAUGAGGAUGAGGAAGAGGAUGAUGAGGAACUUGAGGAUGAGGACUAUGAUGCAACAACGCCACCACCACCAGUGGAAGAAGUUCCAGAAGAUAAGAUGCCAGAUUAUGAUGAAGAAACUCAGAAAUUAAUUGAUGCUGCCGAACAAGCAAGAAAUGAAUUUAAUGAUGCAGAUAGGAAAGUAAAGGACACAGAAAAUGAAAUUAAUACUGUACGACAAUAUUUAGAUAUAGAUUUUGGUCCAGAGUUUGAAUAUGGUAGUCUAAAAGGGCAAUGUUUUGAAAUGACAGAUAGAGAAUAUACUUAUAAAUUAUGUCCCUUUGAUAAAGCUUCACAAAGACCUAAAAAUGGUGGUUCAGAAACAAGUUUAGGGAACUGGGGUCACUGGUCUGGUAGUGAAGCAGAUAAAUAUUCAGCUAUGAAAUAUGAAAAGGGUCAAAAUUGUUGGAGUGGACCUGAUAGAUCUGUUGAGGUUAUCUUACAAUGUGGUACAGAAAAUUUAUUACUAUCAGCAUCAGAACCUAGUCGGUGUGAAUAUAGAUUUGAUUUUGCUACACCAGCAAGAUGUAUAGAUCCUGCUACAUUACAACCUUCACCUAAAGACACACAUGAUGAACUGUAGAUUCUCAUUUUUUAAAAAUAAAAAAUAUUUUGAAAAUUACAUUUU